AACUUUUUUUCAUUCUGUGGAAUUCCGACUGUCCAUUAACUUGUGCUGCGUGUAUUUAUAAAAAUCAGUAAUCACAAACAAUUAUUAGUUUACUCAUAAACUGUGAAUGUGAAGUUUAGCUGGCGAUUUCUAAUCACAAACUGUUAUUUGUUUGCAUUUAAGUUUCAGUUAUCAGUAAUCACAUGAUCUAGACAGUGUGUAAACUUGAACAGUGUUAGAAUAUUUUAUAACGUGGAAUAAUAACAAUAAAGUGCUUGAAUUUUUAUAGUCACUUGUGCAACAAAAGCUAAAUUCAAAAUGCAGAGUAAAUAUGUUUUUAUAUUGUCAUUUCUCAGUGCAGUGUCCAUAGUUUACGCUUGCAAUGAAGCGAUAUGUGCCAGUGUAGUUUCGAAGUGCAUGUUAACACAGUCUUGCAAAUGUGAUCUGAAGGACUGUUCGUGUUGCAAGGACUGCUUCAACUGUCUGAGUUACUUGUAUAGCGAAUGCUGCAGUUGUGUUGACAUGUGUCCUAAGCCCAAUGACACACAAACAGAGCUGUCCAAGUCGUCAUACGUUGAAGAGUUGCCUGACAAUGUUCCUGGACUGUUCACCGCUUUGACCAGCGAUCCUGAUCCACAACAAAGAUGGCUGUCCAUCACAUAUCCUGUGGACAUUGAUCUGUCGGCCUACAGACCAACUCCUGAGAGACAGCUGGUGUACCAUUUACAGAGCGUGGAACAAGAGUCCGAGCCCGUCAGCCGCGACAUAGUGACAUUCAACUGCACGGUCGCCUACAUGUCGCAGUGCAUGUCGUGCGACAAGUGUCGCGCCUCCUGCCGCUCCAUGGGCUCCAACAGCUUCAGAUGGUUCCAUGACGGAUGCUGCGAGUGCGUCGGUGACAAGUGUCUCUACUAUGGCAUCAAUGAGAGCAGAUGUCUGGCAUGCCCCGGCGGUAAGGAGACGCCAGAGGGCGCCAUCACCGACGAUCUGUCGUACGACGACCUCGACUACGGGGAGGAGGUCGACGCGCAGUCCGUGUAACACUACUUUUUCAAACUACCGUCAUUUUCAAAUGUCAAAUUUUUUAAACUACCUUCAUUUUCAAACGUCACAUCUUUUUUGAAAAAUACCUUUACAUUCAUACAAUUACGUUAUAAUUUGAUGUUACUAAGGAUUCAGCAGUAAAAUGCAUGCUAAAAAUCAUUUUACAAAAAUAAUCUGCUCAAUUAUUGUGUGGACAUGGUUCAUGCCAAUGUUUUUGGGAGAAUCAAAUUUUAAAGUCAAAUUGUGUCUAAUCAGUAGGAAUAAAUACAAAUAAAUAGGAAACAAAAAAACCGGCCGAGUGCGAGUCGACUCGUGUACGAAGGGUUCCGUACCAUUAUCUAUAACAAAAAUUUUAAUAAUAAAAAAUUCAACCGACUUCCAACUCAAAAAUUAAACUGAACUAAAAAGCAAAAAAUAACAUCUUACCUAUGUGCGCUAUACCUUCUGAUCAGUUAAAUAAUCAAAGUUAAAUAGUCAAACUGAUCAAGCUAUUCUGAUCAGUUUGAAGGCGGCGCCAAUCCAGUGUCGUGUUUUAAGUCAAGCCGUUUAAAUUACAAAAUUUUUGUGGUUCUUUCAGAAACGACUUGAAUUAAAACACGACACUGGAUUAUCUUAGUAAUAGGGUUCCGAUUUAACUUUUGAGUACAGAACCCUAAAAGUUCCCUACAUUCAGAUGUUAUGUCAUAGGUUUAUUUACAAUAUAAGUCCAACUUUAUUAACAAUAUAAGUAAAAAAUAAUUAUAGAAUAAUAUUACAUAAUAUUUUAUAAUACUUAUGUAUGUGCCUUUACAGUGAAAUAAUCCAGUGUUGAAAAUAUUUUUAAGCUAAUUAGAUGAAGACUGUAGUUAAGCCAAAUUUUUUAAUGAAACGAUUUUUUAAAUGUUAUAUUAUGUAAUAAUUAAUGUUUCCAUUAUAUUAUUACUUCAUAGAUUAUUAAUUACCUAUUUCGAUGUACUCAUGGUAUUGGAUUUCAUGGAUCUUUUAUGUGCUUUAAUUUUUUAUUUAUUGUAAUCGUGAUUCGAAAACAUUGGUAUUUCUUAAAAGUCUUAAUUCUAUGGUCCCUCGUCUCCAUUAUUUGCAGGCUCAAUCGAACUAGAACGCAGAGCCAUAAAGCUAGUUUAUAAAAAGAAGAUUAUUUGUACAAAAUACUCAAAAUAAAUACAAUCAAUAAGUCAUUGAAUGUACUAAAUUUCUGUAUGGUACCUAUAUAUUUUACAACAAUAUUAUUUAUGUUUGUAUCAUCCAGCUGGCAAAUUCACUAUUUUGGUAUUUAUUACCAACUUAUUAAAAUAACCACCAAAUCAAUUGAUAAAAUGUUAUUUACCUACUGUAUGAUAUCCACCAGUAAUGACAAUCGUUACAUAAAAUCUCAAUACGUCAAAGAUAGUGAAUAGGCCUGCAGGUAUUUUCUCAAUAUAAACACAUAAUUACUUUUCAAGAUGGCUGCACCAUAGAUCUUCGAAUCCGUUUGUUUUGUACUGUCCGUCCUUGUGAAAUUAUUUUUAGUUAGUUUUAAUUUAGUAAUAUGUAUUGUCGAUCAUGAAAUUUGUAUAUCUACUUCACAUGCGAAAGCUAAUAUAGCAGCUAAUGAACUGUUUGCCUAAUACAGCAAAAAUAGGUAAAAACCCUAUUUUUUACACAAUAAAAAAGAAUUUAUCCCUUCAAAAAUAUCACAAAUCAUUUAUUUUUAUGUUGCAGUGACAAUGAUAGUAUUUGUUUAUUUUUUACAAAAUUUGUGAAUCUUUUAAAACCAUUUUUCAUAAAUAUUUCAUAGCUGACAAAAUAUAUAGUCCAGUUUCACCUCCUUCUGUGACGCUAACAUGCGACCAAGUGAAGAGAAACAGACAAAAUAUUUUCCAAUGGCGGCAGAGUUGUCCCAGUUCUCUCGCUCUCUUUCAUUGCGUUAGUACGAAAGAGAUGCAAUGAAAGAGAGCGUUAUUUCCGGUUGCACUGCCAUUCACAGAACAGACAACGCUAAAAGCUAACGCUUUUAGCAAUAGAAGUAGCAAGGGGGCGUGGCCCGCGUACACCCGGGUGUGCGGAACAACGCAAGCGUGUCCGCGCAUGUACUGGCAGUCUUGUUUUAUUCUGUGACAGAAGGAAUAAAUAAUAUUGAACUAUAAAGUAAGGGUGUCAUAUAUCAUUUUUCACUAAAUAUUAAACAGCCAUUUAGGCCACGCCCCUGGGUACGCUGGUUUCAAUACAAAGAUUUGACACUUUAUAAAUCUAGUUACCUCUUAUAUCUGUGCUGCCAUUGGUUGGAUUUUGUCUAUGCAUGUUAGCGCUACUGAUAAGCGUCAGAUAGUCAAUCCGUAAGUUGUCUGAAAUUGUAAUGUCACUUCUUUGCUUUAAGUUAAAGUUUUUGACGUAUUAGGAAACUUGUCGUUAAAUCGAGUGACGUUAUAAAGAGUUUACAGUAUAUUUUGUUAUAGUACCUGCACAUUGCAAAGUCUUUGCACACACUGUAAUGGGGAUGAUGACUAGGUUUGAAUAUAUUGAUUUUUAUGAUACAUUCGGGUAAAUAGAGUCAAUGUUAACUAAUUUAUACAUAAAAA
This is a messenger RNA of Bicyclus anynana (squinting bush brown), 3578 nucleotides long. RefSeq names its product protein twisted gastrulation (gene cv). Gene Ontology annotation, biological process: regulation of BMP signaling pathway. The coding region runs from base 298 to 1020 and encodes 240 amino acids. The record is from RefSeq and is a predicted model, not a curated record. NCBI's taxonomy places the organism in Eukaryota, Metazoa, Arthropoda, Insecta, Lepidoptera, Nymphalidae. The transcript is spliced from 5 exons.